Molecule: messenger RNA, 3406 nt
Organism: Trichogramma pretiosum
Lineage: Eukaryota; Metazoa; Arthropoda; Insecta; Hymenoptera; Trichogrammatidae
Product: trace amine-associated receptor 1
Exons: 7
Coding region: 1-1011 (336 amino acids)
Biological process (GO): neuropeptide signaling pathway
Cellular component (GO): membrane
Molecular function (GO): corazonin receptor activity
Source: RefSeq, a predicted model, not a curated record
AUGGAUGAGAGUGAGCGGAAAUCUGACGAAGUUGUCUCGGAAAAUAAUUCAAGUAAUCAAGACAUUAUUACUUCAGACGAAAAAAAACACGCACUGCUGCGCGGCGCACUGACGCAACAGAGCGCCGUCAUACUCGUCUGCAUGGCGAUCGAUCGCUACAUGUGCAUGCUGCAUCCGCAUCGCUAUCACAAUCGACAGUCGUCCAAGAGGGGCUGCGUGGCGAUAAUGUCGACCACCUGGAUUGCCAGCGUCGCGAUGUUCGGCAGCCUCGUGCUGCCCAAGGGCGGCUACUACUUCAACGACACCGGCCUCCUCGCUUGCGAGCCAUUCUUCGCCAAGGCGUCGAUCAGAAUACUGGUGUGCUGCUGCUUUUACUUCCCCACCACGAUGGCCCUGAUGUACUUCUACGGCUCGGCCUUUCACAUGAACAAGCUGCGCUUCAAGCGGGUGGUCUGCGCAAACACCAGCGAGAUCAUCAGCACCGGCUCGAACAACAGCGCCUCGGGCCUGCCCGGACAGCAUCACGAAAAGCUGAUUCUGCACGAGCGACGCCUCUCCACGGCGGCCUCGAGGACGAUGGCCGCCAUGUCGCUGGGCUUCAUCGUGAUGGUGACCCCGUGGACGAUACAGGAGGUCGUCGCGGCCUGCACCGGCACCAAGCCACCGGCCUUCCUCGACUUCAUCGCCACCUGGCUGGCGCUGUCCAACAGCUUCUGGAAUCCCUUCCUCUACUGGCUGCUCAACAAUCACUUUCGACGCAUAUCCAGGGAGAUACUUUACACGAAGUUAUUGUGCAGACCAGUCAAGCCGAUGAUGAGCCACCAUACGAAGCAGCACUGCUGCAGCACGAGCACCGGAGCGCUGGAUGUCUGCAGCCUCGGCGGAUUAGAUUUGGCAGGUCUCGAGCGCUACUCGGUGGACCAAUGCUCGCUGGCGCGCUGCUCCACCCUGUCGCUGGCCACGACCCCGCCGCCCUGGGAGAUGACCCCGGGCGGCGUGCUGAUCACGUGAGGAAGGGACGCCGCCACGCAGACCGACGAUCUACCUGAUCUACCCGAGGACGAGAUCAGUUAGUAUUACAGCGUGGCGGCGGUGGCGACAUCAUCAUCAUCAUCAACAUCAUCAUCGUCAUCAUCGGCAUCAUCCAUCAGUAGCAGUAGCAACGGCGGUAGCAGCGAAACUACUGCUCAGGUAUCGCCCGAGCCGGAAGUAGAACCGAUCGUAGAAACGGAAGUGCCAGCGGCACCACCACCUCCGAUCGUCCACGAGGAUCCGAUAAUGUCGGCCAUUAUCGGCCGUCGACGAGACAGACGAAGAGGAGGAGAAGGACAAGAAGAAGCGACGACGACUGGAGAAUCGAGGAGAAGGCUUGGCGCUGGCAGAGCCACCUUCUUCGAGGCCGACUGGCAGUCGCGCGACCGCAGGGUUCGCGUACUGGCCUGGGGCUACGCCGACUCGCUGGCCUUUUUGCUCAUGAGGAACGGCGCCUGCUACGCCUGCGUCUUGUCGCGCGGCGGUAAUCGCGCUGGCGGCGGCGCCUCUUCCUUGGCCACGGUCGAGCGACUCUCGUAAUAGGAUAAAAUACAAAAUUACGCACAUGAUAAUGGGUGCCUCUGGCGCAGUAGUUGAGGGAUGAGAUCGAAGAUCUCUCCUUUACCGACCAGCGGUUAUUAUAUUUCAAAUAAUGAUAAUUGUGUACACGCGGAGCGAGUCCAAUUGUAUAAUUAUAAUAUAUUUUAAAAAUUUACCCCAUCGUUGCCCGCCCCCCAUUUGUAUAUUUUGUAUAAUUGAAUAUAACGGCGUAGCUAUAAUACACCCCCGCGCGACUCAGAUCUUCGAUUAUUAUAAAUAUUAUUAUUGUUAACGCACACAACGGCACGCAUAUUAUAUUAAAAUAACAUAAAUAAAAUAAUAGUAAUAAUUAUUGUAAAACGAAUCUUCGGCAGGCUAUUUGUAACGAUUGUUGAAUCAAUAUACAUAUAGAUAGGCAGCAGCUGCGUUAUUUUUCACGUUGUAUGAUGUAUAAGCCGUGCGUCUUUUUCGUAUUUCCAUUAAAUAAUAUUAUUAUAUAUAUAGAAUAAAAAUAAAUACAAUUGCGUUAUCGCAACGGAUGAGAAACAUAUUUUAGAUGGUAAUAGGAUAAUAAUCAAUUCGUGAUAAAUCGUUCGAGAUUUUAUAUAUCACAUUGUGUAGCGGGGUAAAUAUUACAUUGUAUCGUAUUGUAUAAGUACUAUACGAAUGUGCGGCUGGAAUAAUUGGGUAUAUAAGCGCACAAACGAGGGUGUUCACUCCAAGCUUAACGAAGAUGAUGCAAUUUCCCAUGCAAUGGGUGUAUCAUUGAAUCUUUUUCUUCUGUUUUUCGUAUUAUAUACUUACGAUAGCUAGCGUUAAUUAUUAUUAAAUAUAUACCAUCCGGUAAAUUUAGCAUAGAUUUUGAACGAUGUUUUUCUUUUACAUAGUUGUUUGAGAAAUGAAUUUUGCUAGUUUUGUAUGAUUACCUUUAACAUCUCGUUAAGUAUGUACUGUAAUGAAAAGCGAGAUAAAACUGAAAGUUUUGAAUGAUAUAAAAUAAAAAUCUAUAUCCAUGAAUUUUGAUCAUUUUUCAAUUAAAUUUUAAAAGUAAUAGCUACGAUUUAUGAUUUACUUACAAAUACAGCUGCAAUACAAUUGAUACGAAUUUCGAAACUAACAUACAGAACGAAAUAAAUGACUAUUUAACGUUAGACUAUUGCAUAAAUAUUUCUUUAUAUUGUUGCACUAUAAAGAGAGUCGAAAAUAAUUUUAGUAGCCACUGCCGAAAAAAAGAAGCAAAAAAUUUGUGUUGCUAGUUGCAUAAAUUUUUUCAAUAAUCUUGUUGGUAAUAAUAUGAGUAUAUGCGAAGCAAUUUGUAACGAAGGUGCACCACAAAUAGAGAAAACAGUAGACAAUUAUAAAAAAAGAAGAACAACACUUCGUAACGUAUUAAAAUAUGAGUAUGUAAAUUUUUAGUACUUCGCACGAGGAUUAGUCUUACUUCAGGGCUACUCACGAGAAAUAUCGCGUCAUACUCUGUUUUUUCAAGUCUAUUUGUAGUAGAGGGUCACGAUACGAUGGAAAAGUGUCGAUCGCCGAAUUGUGUAUUGAACGUGUAAUUAUUAUAGCGACAUUUUUAUUGUAAAUAAAGGAUCGAGCUCAUAAUAUAUCGAACUAUAAUUAUCGUGUAAGUUAUCUAUGAAUGAUGUUGACGAUGAAUACAAGCAUUGCGUUAAAAUCUACAAUACGAGAGUCACAAAAAAUAUGUUCAUUUAUAAACUAACGGAUAUGUUGAAUGUAUGACAAAUAUAUAUAAGUACAUUACAAAAAUCCGAUUUGACUAUGAUUGAUUCAAGAUAUCCCUACAUCCACUUGGCUUUAAAAUAUAUUUAUU